AUGAGGGCUCUGCGGCACUUACGCCGUGAUGUCCUUCGACCUGUUUGCAGGUGCCUGUCAUCGGGAAGGGAAGCCGAGGCACUGGAUGCCUACUCCCGCGUGGUCACGAAUGUGGUGGACACAGUCGGUCCAGCCGUCGUCGCUGUCAAGCACAAGGAUGGCCGCGGACAGGGAAGCGGCUUCAUUUUCAGCUCCGACGGCUACAUCCUGACCAAUGACCAUGUGCUAGGAGACGCGGCGGGCUCGGAGAUCAUGGUGUCGCUUACCGACGACACGGUGCUGCAAGCUGAACUGGUGGGGCGCGAUCCGCCCACUGAUGUCGGCAUUUUGCGCAUUCCCUCUCGCAGCAGGCCGCUGCCAGCCGUGGAGCUAGGGGAGUCGACCGAGCUACGAGUGGGGCAGCUGGUCGUUGCCAUCGGGAAUCCGCUAGGCUAUGCCAGCUCCGUGAGCGCGGGCGUGGUGUCUGCGCUCGGGCGCUCCUUGCGGUCCCAGUCGGGGCGGCUGGUCGACAACAUCAUCCAGACAGACACGGCCAUCAACCCGGGAAACUCCGGCGGCCCUUUAGUAGAUGCCAAUUGCAAGGCUGUGGGCAUGAACACCGCCAUCGUGGCCGGGAGCCAAGGCCUGGCCUUCGCCGUGCCAUCGAACACUCUCUCCUUCGUCGUCUCCCAGCUGAUGCAGUUUGGGCGCGUGAAGCGCGGCUACUUCGGCAUCUACGGUGGCGUACGGCCGGUGCAGCGGGAGCUUCAGCAAAGAUAUGGCCUCCAGCUGCAGACAGUGGUGCAGGUCGCAGGCAUGGAUCCAGAAGGACCCGCAGUUCGCGGAGGAAUUCUUGCGGGUGACCUCAUUGUGGCUGCAGAUGAUGUGCCCACCGGCUCCAUGGACGACCUCUGGAGAAUCCUCUCCCAGCGACCGCCGGGCGCACCCCUGAGCGUGCGGGUACUUCGGCCGGUGCCGGGGAGCAUGCAGCUGAAGAGUCUUCAACUGACUGUCCAGAUUGAGGAAGACAUCAAGCAACUUCCCGGUGCCGGAGGCCGACAGCUCCGUCUUCCAGUUCAGGAACCGCUUCGGCCGGUGAGUGGGGACUUCAAGUUUCACUGA
Molecule: messenger RNA, 1101 nt
Organism: Symbiodinium natans
Lineage: Eukaryota; Dinophyceae; Suessiales; Symbiodiniaceae
Source: the annotation of a GenBank genome assembly